CACUUGCCGACCUGUAAGCAUGAUAACUCAGAUAAGCGGGCGUUAUAUCCCUGUUAUAACUCAGGCAAGCUUCUGCGAAAGGUAAAAGGUCUCUAACUGCCAUGCAUAUGACACAGCUAUAGCAAAAUCAGUGGCCAUUUGAACCACAAGAAUGUUUACCCCCUGUGGGGCCCCACCACCCCCACCUCCUCCUGCAAAAGUUUGUUCACUAACCAGCAUCAAUCUAAAGAACAUCUCGGGGGCAGUGUUAAUGGUGCCACAGGAGCCAACUAAUCACAGUAAAGAACAUCUCAGGAGGAACAUCAAAGCGACUAUAGAGAAGGAUAUUCCAAAUUUGUCUUCCAAAAUCAUUGUGUCUUCCAAUAACAUUGUCCAUCCAAUACUUCAAGAUGGGCCAUGCUGCGGAGUUGUUGCCCUUGCCAUGGCAGCUCAAAUGUUGAAGAAAGAGAUGGCAGCCACACAGAUCCUGGAGUUCAGCCAAAAGAAAGGAUUAUCAUUGCAAGGAGAACUCUUCUCAGCAUAUGAUAUGGCCAAGUUAGCAGAGGAAAUUCUGGAUUGUACAGCCACUGUUCUGGAUAUGAAGGACUCUGGGUCCAGGAAGAGUCUCCUGGGACAUAUAGCCAACAAUCAUCCCGUCCUAGUUCCAUAUGAUGGAGACAAAAAUAAUGGACCCUGUUUGAAGAAUGGCAAUAAAGCUCACUGGGCUGUACUCACAGGGUUCCUUUUUUCACUUGAAAGAACUUUACUGCCUGACGAUGUAGGAAUGGUAGAGGAUGCUGAAUUAUCUCCUUUGUAUGAAAUACAGCCAGAGGAAGCCUUCACACUUCAGAAUUUCCUUGUUUCAUCACCAGAAGUUUUUGUGUAUGGCAUGCAGGGCAAAAGUCAGAACAUUGGUGUCUGGUCACUGGACAAAGUGCUGGAGAGUAAUGCAAAUUUGCGGGAGGUGGAUCCAAACAGAGAAGCUGAGGUGGAACAGUACAUUAUACCUCAAGAGGGAAUCCAGAUGGUUUUGUGCAAUAAAGUUGUGAUUUUAUGCAACCAGAAUCUAAACAGUUCUUAACAGGAUGUACUUAUUUUUUGUUUUACAAAUCAUAUUUAAAUAUUUGAAUUCCUUAAAGUUAAUUUUUUUUGUUUUAUUUAUGAGUGUUAUACAUGCAUUUACAAUUUGAAGGCCUGUAGUUUUGCCAGUAUUUUCCUAAUAAUUUUGCCAGUAUAUACUUUAGAAAUAGAAACCAAAGCUAAUUUACAGCAGGCUACCUCAAUAAUUUUUUAGUAUUAAUAGAAAACAAAUCAUAAUUAUGGUCAUUCAGUCCCCAAAAAAGUAAUUUUUUCAGUUUUUUUUUUCAUGAUUGUAUGUAUUCUGUAAAGUUGUGAUGGAGUUCAAAUGAUUCCUUAAAGAUUGUACUUAUUUUUGCUUUGACACUUUUGAAUUCACUUAAAUUUAAUAUUUUUGUUUUUAAUAUGAUUUAUAUAUAUGCAUUUACUACUUAAUUCUUGUAGGCCUGUAGGAACCAGGAAGGGAGACAGGGGUGUUAGCAAUAAUUUUACCAGUAUAUACUUAAGUAUGGAACUAAAGCUAAGUUAUAGUUAGCUACCUCAAUAAAUUUUCAUGAUCAGUAUUUACAAUAGAAAGCAAAGCUUAUGUCUGAUGGUUUUUAGGACUCAGGUCCUCCAUUUCAAAAAAAUGAAACUGCUUCCUUCAGGCCUGUUUUGACAAUCAUGUAUCAAUGAUAAAUGUAUCAAUGAUCUGUGACAAUAAAUUUUUGGAUUGUUAAUAAAAAAAAAGUUUGCAUUUUUUGCUGCUAAAA
Saccostrea echinata is the source of this 1808-nucleotide messenger RNA. RefSeq names its product actin maturation protease-like. The coding region runs from base 152 to 1060 and encodes 302 amino acids. The transcript is spliced from 7 exons. Lineage: Eukaryota; Metazoa; Mollusca; Bivalvia; Ostreida; Ostreidae. The record is from RefSeq and is a predicted model, not a curated record.